UGUCGACCAACAUGAACAGCACAGAGAAGCUGAAAAUCUUACUUUUCUGCGGUCUGGUACUGACCGUCGCGGCAGGAGAGAAGAAAAAGGCGGUCGAAAAGGAGUCGAAAGUCCAACCAAACGAGACGAAAACGAAGCGUGGUCUGGAGCUGAGUUUGGGUGACCACGGCUUCGGCGGUGGCUUUGGAGGAGGCUAUGGAGGAGGCGGAGGUCACGAGACGGUAUCCGCGGAACACAUCAAGGCGGUCACGGUCACGAAGACGGUUCACGUGCCGGAACCAAUCCCAUACGAGGUCACGAAGCACGUGCCCUACCCCGUAAAAGUCCCGGUCAAAGUACCGUACGACAAACCGUACCCCGUUUCCGUGCCACAACCGUACCCAGUAACCGUCGAGAAGCAUGUACCCUAUAUAGUCGAGAAGCCACAACCUUACCCUGUGCACGUACCUGUCAAGGUGCCCAUAGGUGUGCCGUACCCGGUCAAGGUGCCUGUCAAGGUGCCGUACACGGUGUCAAAGCCAGUGCCCUAUCCUGUUAAAGUGCCCGUGGUCGUGAAGGAGGCAGUACCCAUCCACGUGGAGGAGCACGGCGGAGGAUACGGUGGUGGAUUCGGCGGAGGAUACGGUGGUGGACACGAAAUCAGUCUGGGAGGUUUUGGACACCAUUGAAGUCGAAGGCUUCACCUCGAAGAGGCUGGAAGUCUUUGACCUUCUCUGCGUUCCGUUCGACGUGGGACGCGAUCGAUGAUUUCUGUGAAACCGGUCUCUUCCGGGCUCACGAGACGCGGAGCUGCUCGAAAAUCCAUCGCAAUCAGCGAAAGACGUCAAUCGAAUGCACCGAUAUUGUAUUCACCCGUGAUCCCAACCCAAAAUUGUAUUAUAUAGUAUGUUUUCUUUG
Hylaeus anthracinus is the source of this 897-nucleotide messenger RNA. Its product is annotated as MAGE-like protein 2. Bases 12 to 668 code for a protein of 218 amino acids. The transcript is spliced from 2 exons. The record is from RefSeq and is a predicted model, not a curated record. Lineage: Eukaryota; Metazoa; Arthropoda; Insecta; Hymenoptera; Colletidae.